ACUAUUAGUACUUUAGUAGUAUUAAACCUAUCCGCCACCUCUGGAAACCCUAAUUCCCAAAUUUAGGAGGCUGCGAUCUCAAAAUCGACCAACAGGAAGAAUGAGCAGCCGUUCGAGUAGAACUGUGUAUGUCGGAAACCUUCCUGGAGAUAUCCGCGAGAGAGAGGUUGAAGAUUUGUUCAGUAAGUAUGGACCAGUUGUUCAAAUUGAUUUGAAGGUCCCGCCAAGGCCUCCUGGCUAUGCCUUCGUUGAGUUUGAUGAUGCUCGGGAUGCUGAAGAUGCUAUUCAUGGUCGGGAUGGCUAUGACUUUGAUGGCCAUCGCUUACGGGUGGAAUUAGCUCAUGGUGGGAGGCGUUCAACAGAUGAUUCUCGUGGUAGUUUCAAUGGUGGUGGCCGUGGUGGUGGUCGUGGCCGCGGUGAUGGCCGUGGCGAUGGUGGUAGUCGUGGGCCAUCUAGGAGAUCAGAGUUUCGUGUUCUGGUGACAGGCUUGCCUUCAUCUGCUUCUUGGCAAGAUCUCAAGGAUCACAUGCGCAAAGGAGGGGAUGUUUGUUUCUCACAAGUGUACCGUGAUGGUAGAGGUACAACUGGAGUUGUGGAUUACACCUGCUAUGAGGACAUGAAGUAUGCGGUGAAAAAGCUUGAUGACACAGAGUUUCGAAACGCGUUUUCUCAUGGAUAUGUUCGGGUUAGAGAAUAUGAUUCGAGGAAGGAUUCUAGGAGCCCUAGCAGGGGAAGAUCAUAUUCUAGGAGUCGUAGUCGCAGCCGCAGCCGUGGGCGGAGCUUGAGCCGAAGCAGGAGUCCAAAGGCAAAGUCUUCACGUAGGUCGCCUGCAAAAUCUACCUCGAGAUCUCCUGCCCCCCGCUCAAAGUCAAGGUCACUGUCUCCAAGAAGAUAUGGAUUUACAUACGAUCGAGUAGAAAAUGGAAAUUAAUAUCUGGAUGGAAAUUCUUGGUUGUUCACAAGUAUUUCGACUCAGAGAUGGAUAACAAUGGAGACAUUGGAUCACAAUAUUUAUCGGGAUUCAAUAAAACUAAAUUUGCCUGAUGGAUGAUGACAAUAUGGAAAUCUCGGGUUCCCUUGGGAGUUGGGACGUCCAUGGCACAUUUUGCUACAAAAUUGUUUUGCUACAUGGUUUUGAGAAAUCUCCUUUGUUUUACCUAAGUAGCAGUGUUGAUUGGUUUAAGUUACUUCUUCUUUUUGCAAAUGCUUGAUCUCUUUAAGAUAGAUGAGGCAUCAAGGUGAACAGUACCGAACAGAAUGAUAUGUUUGGGUUUCUGAAUCUUGGUU
Messenger RNA from Camelina sativa (false flax), 1287 nucleotides. NCBI's taxonomy places the organism in Eukaryota, Viridiplantae, Streptophyta, Magnoliopsida, Brassicales, Brassicaceae. The record is from RefSeq and is a predicted model, not a curated record.